Molecule: messenger RNA, 6615 nt
Organism: Cygnus olor (mute swan)
Lineage: Eukaryota; Metazoa; Chordata; Aves; Anseriformes; Anatidae
Gene: TFAP2B
Product: transcription factor AP-2 beta
Exons: 8
Coding region: 120-1529 (469 amino acids)
Biological process (GO): regulation of transcription by RNA polymerase II; anatomical structure development; regulation of cell population proliferation
Cellular component (GO): nucleus
Molecular function (GO): RNA polymerase II transcription regulatory region sequence-specific DNA binding; DNA-binding transcription factor activity, RNA polymerase II-specific
Source: RefSeq, a predicted model, not a curated record
GAUAUAAGUUGCGAUGGAAGAGGAACGUCGGAUUUGGUGUCUGUCCCCCAUUUCCAAUUAUAGAUGGAUCAUUACAGACAGAGAAGUACUGAGAAUCCAGACAUCUGCUCUUCACAUGAAUGCACUCACCUCCUAGAGAACAGCCUGCCAUCAUGCUCUGGAAACUGGUUGAAAAUGUCAAGUAUGAAGAUAUCUAUGAGAUGUUAGUCCACACCUAUUCCGCCAUGGACCGGCAUGAUGGAGUGCCCAGCCACAGUUCCAGGCUGUCCCAGCUGGGAUCCGUCUCCCAGGGACCCUACUCCAGCGCUCCUCCGCUGUCUCACACCCCGUCCUCGGAUUUCCAGCCGCCUUAUUUCCCACCCCCCUACCAGCCUCUUCCUUACCACCAAAGCCAGGACCCUUACUCCCAUGUCAAUGACCCCUACUCCCUAAACCCCUUGCAUCAACCCCAGCAGCACCCCUGGGGACAGAGGCAGAGGCAAGAGGUGGGAUCAGAAACCGGGUCACUGCUGCCACAGCCUCGGGCCGCCCUGCCCCAGCUCUCGGGACUGGACCCCAGGCGGGACUACCACUCAGUACGGAGGCCAGAUGUCCUUCUGCACUCAGCUCACCAUGGCCUUGACUCCGGCAUGGGGGACAGCCUUUCUCUGCAUGGCAUCGGACACCCAGGGAUGGAGGAGGUCCAGUCAGUUGAAGAUGCCAAUAACAGCGGUAUGAACUUAUUGGACCAGUCUGUCAUUAAAAAAGUUCCGGUUCCUCCAAAAUCUGUUACUUCUUUGAUGAUGAAUAAAGAUGGCUUCCUGGGUGGAAUUUCAGUCAAUACCGGAGAGGUGUUUUGCUCUGUACCUGGCCGCUUGUCUUUGCUUAGUUCAACUUCAAAAUAUAAAGUAACAGUGGGAGAAGUUCAAAGACGCCUUUCUCCUCCCGAGUGUCUGAACGCAUCCCUCCUAGGAGGAGUUCUUAGAAGAGCCAAAUCGAAAAACGGGGGGAGAUCUUUGCGAGAAAGGCUAGAAAAAAUCGGUUUGAAUUUACCAGCCGGCAGGCGUAAGGCUGCAAAUGUCACUUUACUCACCUCCCUGGUGGAAGGUGAGGCCGUUCAUUUAGCCCGGGAUUUUGGGUACAUCUGCGAAACGGAGUUCCCAGCCAAGGCUGUUUCUGAAUACCUGAACAGACAGCACACGGACCCCAGCGACCUCCACUCCAGGAAAAACAUGCUGCUUGCUACAAAGCAACUUUGUAAAGAAUUUACAGAUCUCUUGGCCCAAGACAGGACACCCAUUGGAAACAGCCGGCCCACCCCUAUUUUGGAACCAGGCAUUCAGAGCUGCUUGACUCACUUCAGCCUCAUCACUCAUGGCUUUGGGGCCCCUGCUAUCUGCGCCGCCCUCACGGCCCUUCAAAACUACCUGACUGAAGCUCUCAAAGGCAUGGACAAGAUGUUCUUGAACAACAACACUGCUAACAGGCACACAUCUGGCGAAGGACCAGGUAGUAAAACUGGAGACAAGGAAGAGAAACACAGAAAAUGAGAGGAAAAAAAAAUAAAGAAAGGAAAAGAAAAGAAUAAAAAGUUAAAUAAAAGGAUAAAAAAGAGAGAGAGAGAGAUAAUCUUUUAAAACAAAACCGUCUUAAUUUUAGCUUUAAAAAUAUUGGAUUGGGCUUUGGAAGAAUUCUAUUAGGUAGGACAAAAUAAUAAUAAUUAAAAAAAUAAUAAUAAUAAAAGAAAGACAAUAAUUUAAGAUCAGAGGAGCACAAUGGCGCAAGACCAGUGGUUCAGAGUCUCUUGCCAGGAACAUGUGAAGACAACCACCAGGAUUUUUUUUCCCACUUCUGUUCUUUCACAUUUUUUAAAUAAUGAUUUGGGGAGGGGAGGGGGGAAUAUAAUAAUAAUUAAUAAUAAUAAUAAAAGAAAGAAAUGAAUAACUUAUUGGAAGAAAUUGGAGAAACAUUUUUGGUGUCAGUGCUUUGAUUUCUUGAGCUGCACGGUCUGACUUACUAUUAUUUUCAUUUAUUCUUUUUUUUUUUUUUUUUUGAAUGAUGUCCUGUCUCCACCCCAGAUAAAAUGAUCUUCCAGAGCGUUCCUUUCUGAGCAGCCCCAUCACCUUGUUCCCCACCUUUCCCAUCUCAUCUCACCCCUUGUCUCUGUCUAGACUAGGAAAGAAGGGCAGGCAAGUGCCCAGGCUACCCCAGACCCCGCACGAAGACAUGAGCCUUCGUUCAUGGCAGUGUCUUCACUUAAUGACAUAAUAUGGGAUGCUUCAAGUCAUGGUAGUUCAAUCAAAUUAUUUAAGAACCUUAUAUUUUUUUUUCCUGGUCUAGACAGACUUUGUUUAGACUACCAACAUUUACAGGUGUGUAUGUGCACGUGUGUGUGUAUGUGUGUGCAUAUGCGUAUGCACACACAUAACCUGAUAGGGGCGUGCGUGUAUAUUGUGUAUGUUUGUAUAUAUAUAUGUAUAUAUCUGGAUGUAUACAUAUAUAUAUAUAUUUAAUAUGUGUGUAUCACCACACAUAUCCAUGCAUGCAAACAUACCUUUGUAAUUUAGUACUUGUCUUCAGCGGUAAAAUGCCUUGUCUAUAAUGGGUUGCAAAAUUUGAAAGUAAGGUCUGCUACAAUAUCAGUGCUGUCUGAUAUCUUAAUUUUCUGAUAUCUCCUCUUUUUCUCUAGAGAGUUUUAUGUUCCUAACUAUGCCAAUGUUUCAGUCUUUAACUUCCUUGAGUAGUGUGUGUGAGAGAGAUCUUUCCCCAUUUUUAAAGAACUGUUAAGAACAACAACAAAAAAAUGAGUGAUAUGAGUAUGUAAUUCUUUCUCAGGAGUAUGCACUAUUUUAUUUUCUUCUGUUUCCUAAAGCUUUGCCCGCUUGGCUUAUGAGCUUCUUCAAAGAGGACUAGAGAUCCCUACACAAUAUAUCAGGUACAGCGAAAAAAAAUCCACAAUUCUGAUAUUCUGAUUUUUUUUUUUCUUUUUUUCAAAUCAAAGCCAGUUGUUUCAGAAUUCUGUAGGUGUACUUCUUUAAAGAAGCUCAAAGGGAAUAAUUUGAAGGAGCUAAAAACUAUAAGUUGAAAUUGAGGUGUAAUAUUGCAAAGAAAAUUAGAGCUGUUUUGAAUGUUACUGCACUUGCUUGUCACCAGGGGUUUGCACCCAGAGAGGAAAGGCCUUGCCAUUUGAGCUGGCUCCUUGUGAUGGGAGUGGGGAGGGUUUGCCAGGGAAUAUCCUGGUUUCUCAUCUCAGUCUGAGGAAAUAUGUUUCUCUUAGAAAGCUUUUCAAAAAUGUCUUGUGACUCUUGUUUUGGAAUGAGUCGGUGUGGUAGGGGGAAAACUUCUUAACUCCGAUGUUUUUCUCAGUGGUUUGGUGUGUGACAGGAUGUCUUAUGCUUAUGAUUUUGGAGGGGUGGAGGGGAAGUCUGAUUUCUUUCCUUUUUUUUUUUUUUUUUCUUUUCAUCUCUCUCUCUCUCUCUCUUAUAUGGUAAAAAUAAUGGUAAAGUGUAAGGAUGUGAAUUUCUGUUUGGAUUCUGCAGUACUGGGUAAUUGCAUGUAUUUCUCAGUGGGGCAGGGUUUGUUCACUAAUGCAUCUUUUUGCUCAAGUCAGAACAGUUUCUGGGUGUGUGUGGGGUAAAUCCUGUCUCUCCUGGAGUCACUGGCAAAACUCCAGUGGGGCCAGUCCUUCCCCAGGACCCCUGUUAAUUCUGCAGCACCUAGUGCCACCAACCCAGGCAGGCACACCUGUACUCCUAAUGGGAGAGAGAGAAACCUUAGCCUUGGCUUCAUUCCUAAAUACCUUCCAGAGUGGGUGGAUGGGAGAGAAAUCAUUUAGCAAUACUCUUCUCAACCUCCAACAAAAUAUUCUUAAAGCAAAGCAAAUGAACCUCAUGAUUCCCACCCAUAACAUCCUUAGCUUCCUAGGGGACGGCAGCAAGUGGAGGUCUCAGCCCUUGUCCCCUGCCUGUGGGUUGGACACGUGGCAAGAAAAGUCCAGGGACUGUCCUGCCUUGAUCAGCCCUAGGGAGCACCCACCCUUCUGGAGAUCCUCCUCAUCCAUGUAAAUUUGGUCCUGCUGGGGCAGAGUGCUCAUCUGGGGGGAAACUGAGGCAGGUGGCUUUGCCUAGGGAUUGCUGGGAUGACAUGGAGGUGGCCUUCAGCCCUGGUCUCUGGUCAACUUUAGGCAGGUCCCUGGCAGCCAGCAGUGGUUUCAGCAAUCAGCAGGUCCCUGGGGAUUUCCCUGGUGGAGGUGUAGAUCCUUGUGUUACAUAGAUCUCAUUGAUCCCCCACCAGGAUCCACACUGGGGCCUCCCAAAUUGAAGAGCAGCCCCAAGGCAGCCUCUGGCCCUCCAAAGCCCACCCCUUGCCAAUCACUCCCCUCCAUCCCCAUUUCAGCAACCCCCUGGGGAAGGAGAAACUGGGCUCCAGCACAGGGCAAACCCCAGCAGGGGGAUGUACGAGGAAGGGAAAGAGGACACGUGUGUGUAUGGGGAGGAAUGAAUGGCAUCACCUGAAAGUACAACUCCUUACUCUAGCCAUGGAAAAUAUUUACUGAAAUCCAUCUCAAAGCGUUGAACACUACUUUGCCUUGGUGAGGAGCCUGCGGGUCCAAACCCUCCAACAUCCCCAGCCUGGAGGAGCUCCUGGGCACUGGGGAGACCCCAAGUCAGAGCUCAGUCUUCCAUCUCCCCAGAUGCAUGCACAGGGACAUGGGGGACCUGCCCCUGUCACCCAGGAGCUUUCAGAUGAAGGGCCAGUGGGAUGCUGAGGAAUGCCCUUCUUUGUUUUGGGAGGGGUGCUGGGGAUGCUCCUUCCUUUUAAAUGGGGAAGACAACCUAGAGCAUCACACCACAACUGUGAAUUAAUGGGAAGAGGGAACUACUUCUCAGGGAAAGAUCUGCACACAUGUGUGAGGGCCUGAUCCUGCUGCUGAUGAAAUGUCCCCUAGGUGCAGGUUUGGUCUCCUGGAGCAGGACCUAAACCUUGGUAAGGUCAAAGAGAGAGUUUCAGUUGACUCCUGGUGACUUUGGAUCUGCCUCUUGUGCCUCCUACCUGGAAGAGACAGACAGUAAAUGCCAGGCUGUGCUUCGCUCAGAUGAAAGAAAGGCAAAUGUAAAAUCCCCAUUGAUUUCAGAGGGACUACCUUCCCCCACCUUUUUCUGGUUUUGUUUUAUGCUCCUUAAGGUCUGGAGACAAAGUCCUUGAGGCUCCUGCUUUAAAAACAAAGAGGGAAAAGCAUGGUGUAGGAGCGUAGCCAUCCACCUCUGCACUUCCCCAUAGCCUAGUGCUGGUCCCAGAGGGACUCAUCCAGUGCUUGGUGGCUGUGGGUGCUGAGGAUGGAGGUCUCCCCCUGAGUCUAAUUCCAGCCUCCUGCUGGAAAACAUUUUCCUGCUCCCCUGCACUUUCCCAGCCUGACUACUUGUCUUGGCUGGGCAGCUCAGACGUUUAUCUGAUAAUUGAGUUAUUAAAAGAUUUGGUUUCCUCGGGAUCAUAAAUCAAUAAACAGGAGGAUUAACACGGCAGCUUUGCUUUUUAACUCAAGGGAAAAGUUUGAGGAGAGACUGUGAAAAGUUUGUUUUCAAACCAAACAGGUGGGUUGCUGUAAAUUUUAUUUUAUUCUUAGUCUCUCUUUUCUUUCUUUCUUUCUUUCUUUUUUUUUUUUUUUUGGAUAACAACUCUGUUUUCUGUUGGAAAUAUCUUUGUUUUCGUACUCUCCCCGACUUUUUUUAUUUUAUUAUUUUUUUUUCCUGGUUGUUAUUCACACAAGGUGUGAAGGAAACAAGAAACCCAUUCUAUGGGAAACCUUUUCCAAUCCAGCGAUUUCUCUAAAAUCGGGUAGCGUCUUGUCCCACCUAAUAGAAAUUCUCUGUGAGAAGCUGUUUCAGGUCCCUCUGCAUCCCAGACCAACCUUCCCCCAAAUCCCCCCAUUUCCAUUUGGGGCUGGGUGGGGGGAGGCUGGUUUUUAAGACCGUUAGCUCUGCCCUAGGGAUUAUUCCCUUCCCCUGCUCAUCUCCUUCCGACCGGUUUAACACGCAGACCUAUUCGGCUCGGGUUUUAAUACGUUUCUCGGAGAAUUUGGUGCUCGGUUCAGCUGCCGUAAGCCUUGCCAGAUCGAUCCGGCCAAAAGCCCCUUCCCCUCCGGCUUCCCCGUGUGAAAGACCGUACGCUUUUUACAAAUAGUAUAUUUUCUUAUACAAAGAAAAAAGGAAAAAAAAGUAAAAGGAAAUAUCCCCAAACACACUGGCAAACGCCUGAACAUUUCGAGAGAGACGAAACAUUGUGUGCCAGCGAGAAAUAAAGGAGAGAAAAAUCAAACUAAUGCAAAGCUCUGAAAAAGCAGUUGAGAAACUGGAAAGAUGAAAGGAAAAAAAAAUCAUAUAAACACCGUUCCUUUCUAUGCCCCAAACGAUCCCUUUCACCUCCUCUUCUUGAAAAAUCUGACCAUGAAGUGAGAAAUAUCAGUUUAUCGACUCUUUCUGAGAAGAAAUGAGGAGAGGCAUUCAGUAUUGAGUUUGUAUAUAUUUAUUUAUGCUUAAUUUAACGGGAAUGUGUAAAUAUGGCGAGCAAGUAGUUUUUGGGUUAUUUAUCUGUGAAUCUAUACCUCUGUGAAUGGGUGGGGGAAUUUAAAAACAAAAA